Magallana angulata is the source of this 8679-nucleotide messenger RNA. RefSeq lists its product as uncharacterized. Gene Ontology annotation, molecular function: protein binding. The transcript has 28 exons. The record is from RefSeq and is a predicted model, not a curated record. Gene Ontology annotation, cellular component: membrane. NCBI's taxonomy places the organism in Eukaryota, Metazoa, Mollusca, Bivalvia, Ostreida, Ostreidae.
GCACUAAAUUGUAGUUAUCUCAACGACGGAGUUAUCCGCAUGCCGUGAAAUCUUUCCUUUGAUAAGAGGAUGUUUACCUAUACAUGAAUAAAUUUAACUGAUAAAAAGUGUCACAUACAAAAAUGUUCAAAGUCUGAUCCAAACUUUAUAAGUAUGGUCUCUGAGAAGCUCUUUGGUUUGAUCAUUUUAACUGUGUUUCUUUUUUACAGUGCCUCUGCCAGUUCUGAUUCUGUCAGCUCAACACAAGAACGGAACUGUUCCAACUGCCAAACAGAAUGUAACAUAACAUCCGGGCACUGCGAUGGCUCCUGUUCUUUUGGUUUCUUUGGAGACGACUGUAACAAAACGUGCUCCCUAAACUGUUUUAGAUGUAACAGAACAACCGGUGAUUGUGAAUAUUGCAGAAAGGGGUAUUAUGGAGCAACUUGUCAAUCACAGUGUUCCACGAAUUGUCUCUAUGGUUGUAAUCAAACUGGAACGUGCUUUGGGUGCAUCAGUGGUUACUUUGGCCCGCAGUGCCAGAGUGCAUGCCCAGUAAAUUGUUCUUUUGGAUGCCACGGCGAAAAGGGUACAUGUGUCUACGGCUGCGCUGGCGGUUUGUGGGGUGACUUCUGCAACAGCACUUGUUCUAGCAACUGUGAGUCUUCCUCUUGUCACCAAGGAGACGGCUCGUGCUGGACAUGUAAGUCCGGAUUCGGCGGAAGGUGGUGUUCGACCAAUUGCGCUGACGAACAUUGUGAUCUCUGCAGCUUUGACGUCACUUCCUGCAGUCGAUGUAAAAAUGGUUGGUAUGGGUCUCACUGUGAAAAGAAUUGCCCGGAGUCACACUGCAGUUCAGAGACUUGUAACAAAAUCACAGGAAAAUGCGAUUCUUGUAAGAGUGGUUGGUUUGGCGAAUACUGUGAAAAGAAGUGUAUAGAUAACUGUGAUAAGUGCUCCGAAACCACCACGUGCGAGAAAUGCAAAACUGGUUUUUACGGAUAUUUUUGCCAAAACCAAUGCCCAACAGGAUGUCGAGAUUGUGAUAGAGAUGGGGCAUGUAGAGCAUGCGAGAACGGCUUCAAAGGUAGAGACUGUAAGUGUCAGAUCUCCGAGUGUAUGAAUGUAACAAACCACAAGUGUAGUCAGUGUAAAAACGACACUUCUUGGUAUCUGUUUGAAGAUGCGUGUUGUCCUUGCAGUGACCAUUGUAACUAUACAGUAGGCGAAGACAUCUGUCAACCCGAAAAUGGAAAAUGUCUCCAUGGUUGUGAUAAUGGCUAUUUCGGGGAUCAAUGUUUGGAUACGUGUAGCGAGAACUGCGCUCCGGGAAACCAUUCAACCUGCAGUAACUCAACAACGGACUGUCAAAAUGGAUGCCUUCCUGGUUGGUUCAUGCCAAACUGCGAAUUCAACUGCUCUAAUAACUUCCCGCAUUGUGAGGAGUGCAAGGAGUAUAACUAUUCCCCCAGCGACCACUUUGUGCAGUGCUACAAAUGCGGGCCAGGAUACUACCGAGACUAUCAGACCGGUUUCUGUAAACCUUGUUACAACUGUUUGAACGACUCUUGCGAUGGUAUUUCCGGGAUGUGCACUUACGGCUGCCAGAAAGGCUGGUACUCUUUGUACGGCGUCCAUUACCAAUGCCAAUUUCGCUGCGGAGAAAACUGUCUCGAAAAGACGUGUAACAGCUCAAAUGGACACUGUACAAAUGGCUGUAACCGGGGUUACUACGGAACGUUCUGUCAGACAGGAUGUCCAGAAAAUUGCGUAAACAGUACAUGCGAUAUUGAUACGGGGGACUGUGAGAGCGGAUGCAGGCCCGGCACAUACGGGUAUCAUUGUCUAAGUACCUGUGUACCCUCCUGUGGGGACACAGGCUGUGGCGAUGUGUCUGGGAGGUGCAUUAAAUGCAAGCCUGGUCGGUAUGGGGUGGAGUGUGAUCAGGAAUGUCCCGGAUGUUACCUCGGAGAUUGUGACCGCGUCAGCGGAGAAUGCAGACGACACAAAUGCCGCCCUAACUUCUAUGGACGCUUCUGUAAUACAACGUGUGUUGAAAACUGCGUGAUAUGUGACGAACCGACCGGACAUUGCAAAGAGUGUGACACUAAUCUAACCGGAAGUAAAUGUGACAAACCCUGCGGGGAACACUGUCGUCAUGGUAAAUGCAUUCACGGGGCAUGCGCCGAUGGAUGCGAGGCUGGAUAUUUUGGGGGACUGUGUUCGAACGUUUGUAAUUCUACGUGUAUUUCCCAUAUCUGUGACACUGGAACUGGCAUAUGUACAAAGGGCUGUGAGGUCGGCUGGGAGGGUGUGUUCUGUGAAGUUAACGUGGCCUCUACAUCCAAGUCGACUUCGGCGGACGAGUCCAAAUACUCCACAGGGGAGCUGAUUCUGAUAGUGCUGGGAUCUAUAGCAGGGUUUAUCAUUAUAAUAGUCCUUGGCUGUUUGCUUCACUGUCACAGAAGAGGACGCAAAAUGGGAUGCUACUCGAGGUACGAAGAAGGUGUGAGCAGAAUUUUUGCCAAAUAUGGCGUCUUUGUAUCAAAAUAUCCCUGGCAAAUUUUGAUACUCGCCUUAUUAACGAAUAUACUUCUUGGAAUCGGGUUGAUGCGGUUGGAAAGCGAAGGCAGCACAGAAGUGCUUUAUACACCUAUGCACAGCCAAGCAAGCAAAGACCGGGAAAAGGCGAGAGGGCUAUUUGAACUAAAUUAUGAAGAAAAUUUCGACCCUCUGUCUCAAAUAGAGAUAAGCAUGCCAGUUGAAGUAAUAGUGCGGACAAAAUCUGGUGAUAAUAUUCUUCAGAACAUGUACUACGAUGAAAUAAAAGCGAUUGAUACCCAUGUCCGUAAAAACAUUACUGUUCAACAAAACGUCGCUCUGUUUGGUAUUUGUGCUAAAUUUCAAGGUUCAUGUGUGGUAUCUGGAGAAAGCGUUACCUCCAAUCAAUUUCUAGAUGCACUCAACGAAGGACGGGUCACUUUUCCUGUACAUAACAGACGGGAUAUUUCAGAAAACCUUGGGAAUGUUCAGUACAUAAAUAAGACUCUGAAAUCUGCGACAGUUGUCCGCCUCAAGUACUAUCUUCUACUCAACAAUGACACCGCUGCCGCAUGGGAGAGAGAGUUCAUAGACCAAAUGAAAAACUACCAUUCCUCUUUACUAGAUAUCGCUAUCUCAACAUCACAAUCCUUAGAUAUCGAGCUCGAUGGUAAUGUAUCUGGAGAUAUCUUAUGGAUAUCGCUCACAUUUACCAUCAUGCUUACCUAUGCUUCUCUCGCAACAACAGGCAGCCGCAUCAACUGUAUUGCGGACCGCUCGAACCUGGGACGAGCGGGCGUUCUGGCCACGGUGCUGGCCAUUCUGGGCUCCUUUGGGUUAACCUCGGUCACUGGACUGAAAUACGUGGCUCUGGUCGGGGUAAUGCCCUUCCUUAUUGUCGGUAUUGGAUUAGAUGACGUCUUCAUCCUCCUGUCGGGGCUGGCUGACGCACCUCUCAGGAGAGCCGACGGAACUCCGACUAACACCCAGGAACGGAUAUCAUUUGCCAUGGCAACCAGCGGCGUGUCCAUUACCAUCACAUCUCUAACGGAUUUCCUUGCCUUCGGAAUCGGCUCAAGUUCCAGCUUUGUCGCUAUAAGAAACUUCUCAAUAUAUACAGGUGUGGCCGUCUUGUUUUGUUACCUGAAUCAGCUGACGGUUUUUGUGCCUUGCAUGGUCAUCAACGAGAAGAGGGCCGAGAACUCACUCCAUGCGUACACCUGUCUGAAAACUAAAUCCAAAGAUGAGCUCAAAAAUGAAGGCAGGUCUGGUGUUUUUCAGGUUUGUUGUGCUGGAAGCCCUGCUAAGAACAACAGUGAAUUCGACAACUUUUGCCAAAAGUACCCUACUAAAUUCUGCCAAUUCCUGGUCGGUAACUUGGUAGGGAAGGUUUUCAUUGCUCUGACCUUUGUUGUAUAUCUGGGUUUCUCUGUCUAUGGAUCAAUUAAUCUGCAGGAAGGCUUGGAGUUAAAGAAUCUUGUGUCUGACAAAUCCUAUCUGUACAAAUUCAAUCUUUGGAAUAACCUCUAUUUCGACAGGAAGUCACUAGUGACUUUCUUUUACGACCUACCCUUAGAAUAUCAUACUCAAGACACCCAGAAUGAAAUAUCUGCCCUUGCUCAAAAGAUAAAAGCCCACGCCUACAUUUCUUCUGAUUUUGAGAGAAAUUGGUUAAACGCAUAUUCGCAAUCUACUCUUUUCAACAGUUCUUCAGAAUUAGCUUUCAUAGGUGGGCUUAAAGAGUUUCUAAAAUACCGACCAGAUCUUGCCAACGACAUCGCAUUUGACAGUUCGGGAACAACGAUCAUCGCUUCAAGGUUCCACUUUAUGUCGAAACCAAUGUUUACAACAACAGAAGAAGGGGAGUUUAUGCAAAGCAUGAGGAAACUGGCGUACGAGUCCAAAUUUUCGGUAUUUGCAUACACCCCACCUUUCAUAUUCUAUGAACAGUACGUGGAGGUCUUUCCCGCCACCAUGCAGACUCUUGGGAUAGCUGUGGGCGUGAUGUUGGUGGUGACCACAAUCUUCAUGCCCAAUGUGUUCCUCGUUGUCAUGGUAACCGUCACUCUAGUCAUCAUUUUGCUGGGCAUUGUGGGUUUUAUGUACUACUGGAAUUUAACCUUAAGCUCCAUCACCAUGAUAGACUUAAUCAUGACGGUAGGGUUCUCUGUUGAUUUUAGCGCACACAUCUGUCAUGCUUACAUGUCGGUCACGGGGAAAACACGGGGUGAGAAGGUUCACCAUGCCCUCAGCCGAUCGGGGGGACCUAUCUUUAAUUCUGCUUUGUCGUCUAUAUUAGGUAUCAUCGUUUUGGUAUUUUCCAAAAGCUACAUCUUUCUGUCCUUUUUUAAGCUCAUGCUCAUUGUGAUGUUAUUCGGUCUGUUCCAUGCCCUUUGGGUCCUGCCUAUGUUCUUGUCUCUGAUUGGUCCAAUGGUGAACGCCGAAGUAGGGGAAAAUAUUGAAGGAAAUAAAGAGCCCGAACAAAGCACCAAAGACGUGCCACUUAAAGGGCUUGAAGAAGGGAUGGGUAAUGAAAAAGACCAUAUGGAAAAUUCAGAUGCUUUGAAACAGACGUCUGAUACAGAGAGUCGUCAAAAUCUUCUGUGCAUAACAAAUGAGGACCAGUUCACCCCACCUCCCUUGCUCGGCACUCAAAAGUCAUCGGCAGGAGCAGACGAAAGUUAAAAAUCAUCGACAGGAGCAGACAUUAAGCAACCAGCCAUGAAGUCAAUUCUCACAACGUGUGUCUUGUUGCUUUUCAUGGAAUCCGUCCUUCCAUUUCCCUCACAAGGUCUUGGGGGCUACGCCUGUAUGGACCAGCAGAUUGGUGACGACCAGUGCUCCUUCUACAGCAGCCUUUAUGACGUCAUGGAGGCCGAGCUGUUCUGUGAUCACUGGGGGUCCCGAUGCUGCCUGUCCUGUGUGAUGAUGAGGAUGAAACAAGCUCAAAAGGCCAAGGAAACGAAAUCCCACGGAAAAGAUCAAGAAGAUGAAAUUGAGAGCACUCCUUUAGCAUUCUCCACACCAGUCACAGGGAAGCGAAGAGGAAGGCCACCCAAAACUGCUACCAGUGUAAAGACGCCAGAUGUCAAGAGCUAUCCUAAAAGAAACAGAAGAGCCCCAAUCAAGUUUGAAGAGAAUGAAGAGAGAGACGAAGAGUGUAGUUUUACAAUGGACACAUCUCAUACAGCCUCCAUAGCAAGUGAAACCUCUUUAAUUAUUACGAAGAACUCCACAAAUGAUGGAGAACAGCUAGAACAAGUUCCAAAGUCAGGGCGCAAAAGAGGUAGAGCCAAAAAAAGCUUGGAAGACUCUGUUGAAGAAGUUACCACUCCAAAGAGAAAAAGGGGAAAAUGUGCAGCAACUGAAGAAGUAGGAGAUGAUUCAGUGUCUGAUAAAAAAGCCUCAAAAGCUAGAAGAGGAAGACAAAAAUCAAAGAAAGACAAUGAUGUAAGUGAUGAUUCUGCAGUUGAGGAUGACACAGGUGGGAGUAAAACAGGGAGAAAAUCACGGUCGCAAGAUGUUUCUAGGCGGGUAAUAUCAGCCUCCAAAAAUACAAGUACCAGCAGCAAAGGUUCUAGUAAAGUACAAGAGACAUCACAGAUUCUAACCUCAGACAAUGAGUUUGUAGACGAUAGUGAUAAGGAUGUAACUCCUGCAAGAAAAGGGAGGAAAUCAAAGAAGACAGAGCUAGAUGCAGAAGGAGAAGCAACUUGCCUUCGUUGUCAAGAAAAAUUGCCAAACCUGAUCAGUUUGAAAAACCAUUUGAUGAGGAAACACUCUGCUAUUUACAGUGCCAAAUGUCCAGAGGGAAAAGAUGAUAGAACUGCUGUAAAGCAAAUUCUGAAGAUCCGUAAAGUUCUGUAUUGUCCUAAGUGUGACAAAGAGCUGCGAAACAUUCAGUAUUAUUACAAGCAUUAUGAGUGGUGCGGAAGAGAGAGUGAGACUUACACUUGCACUGUGUGUAGUAGGGAGUGCAUGAAGAUGCACGAGGUCGAGCACUAUCGUAACCACAAACUUCAGGAGAAGAAAAAGAAGGAGAAGGAGGAAUUACGUGAGCGGCAGGAGUUAGAGAAGAAGAAACGGGAAGAAGAAAAUAAAGCAGAAGACGGGACACCAGGCCGGCGAGUUAGGAAGGCUGCCAAAAAGGCAGUCAAUGUGCUUAAAGAUAUUUCCAUCAGUGGUGAUGCCUUUGGAGAAGAUGAUGAUAACAAUGAUGACCCAGAUUUGAAGCUGGAUGUGGAAGAAGAUGAUGAAGAUGACCAGGAUGACGAUCUAGAAGAAGAUGUCAGCGAUGAGUCUGCUUUAAGUGAUCCUGAUGCUGAGGGGGAUUCUGAGGAAGAGGAGAAGGGAAAGAAAGCAAGAACAGCAACUCCAAGGAAAAACAUUUUGGGAGCAGAUGUCUACACAGAAGUCUAUAUGCAUUGUCUGAAGAACUUCCUAAAGAGGUGUGAAUUGAUUGACAGUAUGCCUGAUGUGUUCCCAGAAAUCAAACCCCCGAAGUCCCAGUGGAGGCCCCAGGAUGCAAAGGAGACAGAAGAUUUUUUACCAACUACAACAGAGAGUUUAAGAUUCCAAAUCGUGUCGCCAGGAAAAAAGACAAAUCCUAUCCAGAGGUUGAAGAGAUUUGAAGCAAAGUUCAUUGAUGAGACAUACAACUUCUUUGCUGGUGGUCCUGUAUGGGGGCUUGCCUGGUGCCCAGUGCCUUACAAUGUCCAAAGUGACCAGUUCCUGGCAAUCAGCUGCCACAGAGGGAUGAACGAAAAGCAUGAGACAAGGAACCCCUUCACGGGCAAGGGAUCAAUUCAGUUGUGGAAUGUGGGGAAACUGAACUCCAAUCUCCCAGAAGAGUCCUUAAAAAAACCCCAUCUUCCCUUUGUGGAGUUUUGCAUCUCCCAUGUCUUUGGUGUGAUUUAUCAGUUGUGCUGGUGUCCAAGUAAUGCCUGGGAAAACAACAAUGACCAGGAUAAGGCUUCAGAAUUGCUGCCAAGACUUGGACUGUUAGCAGGUGCCUUCUCUGAUGGAAAUGUCCACAUCUACAGUGUGCCACAUCCAUCCAGUCUGAGCACAGAUAAACCAACUGACACACCAACCUCGUUCAAACCAAGCCCAGCAUUUUCCCUGAUUCCUUUUUCUACAUCCAAGCAAGACAAAGUUGUUCCAUGUUUGUGCGUGGACUGGCAACCGAAGUCUUGUCAGUUUAUUGGAGCGGGCUAUGGAGAUGGAACGCUCAGAGUAUGGGAUUUGAAAUCACAGUCUAGUCUGCUCAAGAUAACGACCACUCCAACCAUCACUCUCCUUCCAUUUCACAGUACUAUAGCUCACUUUGAUUCCAUUAUGGCGUUCCGAUGGUCCCCUCAUGUGACAGAUAAAUUUGCCACAAGCAGCCGGGAUAGGACCUUUGCUGUGUGGAAUCUGAAAAAUCGACAUUUUCCCAUGUAUAGAUCCCCGGCCCAGAUGUCAACUUCAAUUUUUUGGUUGGCUUUCAACUUUUGCAUUCUUCAGGGGAUGGAUGACUGUUAUACACAUUUGGAAGCUUAUGUGAGAGCAGAAUCAUAUGAUCACGUCCAGGGCGAUGAAAUUAGUCUCUCCGACCCAGUGGUAGCAAUUACCGACUGUAUUUGGGGCUUAACAGGUUCAAACUAUCUGAUGGUUAUUUUAACCAGUAAUAAUGCAGGAAUUGUAAGUGGCUCUAUCAUGCCACGUCUCAAGAGAGAGGAAGCCAAGCGGUUCCACCGUAGACCUGUAGUUGUGUAUGAAACAGCAGUGCAUGAAUUUGAUUUCCAAAAUGAACCAGACAUGAAUGCUAUAACAAAUAAACCAAAAAAGACUAAAAAAGCUGAAACAGCUGUGUUUACAUCCUAUGAAAGUGGCAAGGAUUCGGUGUUUUUGGAAUACAGAGAAUAUGACCAAUCAAAGACAAAAAGAAAGCUACCUCUGCUGUCCGUACCAGCUGACGAUAUAAGGAGCAUUCCAUUCCGAGCCAUAUACAGGACCGAGAUGUGCCCAAACAUUCAGAGCUGUACAUGGGUGGCCUCAGGGGGACAGGCCGGAAUUGUGAGGGUCCACAGUGUCGCCUCUCAACUCCUCCCAACUACAGCCAAGGAUCUGAAAGAAGCGCUCAGUUCCUUGAAAUUCAAUAAAAAGCGAUAGGAUAAA